AUGGGAUUUAAAAGGUAUUCAGAAUUGAUUGCUUAUCUUCUUGUUGCUGAACAACAUAAUGAGCUUCUAAUGAGAAAUCAUGAAAGUCGACCUCCUGAUACUGCUCUAUUCCCUGAAGUGAAUGCUACACAUUUUCACCAAUCCAGAAGUGAAAGAAGCCUUGGCCCCAGUCGUAGUUGUGAUCGUUGUCGUGGUCGUAGUCAUGGUCAUGGAAGAGGUAGAUAUUUUAAUCAAGGUGAUCAGUUUGCAAUAAAUAAUGACCCUCAACACCAGCAGUGUAAAAAGAAGGGUGAAGCUCCUGAAGCAGCGCCAAGGACGAACACCGAAAAUAGAUGUCGAUAUGGAGUAAAGGGACACAGUUCGCGUAUCUGUCGUACGCCAAAGCAUCUGGUGAAGCUCUAUCAGGCAUCCCUUAAAAAAAUAGAUAAUGGCGUUGAGGUAAACUUUAUUUUUGAAGAUAAUGUUAAGCCAAUGAAUUUAGAUGCCUCAAAUUUCUUUACAAUCUCCGAAGGAUAUAUUAAUUAUCCUGUAGAUGAUGAAUAUGAAAUAGUCUAA
Molecule: messenger RNA, 555 nt
Organism: Capsicum annuum
Lineage: Eukaryota; Viridiplantae; Streptophyta; Magnoliopsida; Solanales; Solanaceae
Exons: 1
Coding region: 1-555 (184 amino acids)
Source: RefSeq, a predicted model, not a curated record